Symbiodinium sp. CCMP2592 is the source of this 1461-nucleotide messenger RNA. The record is from the annotation of a GenBank genome assembly. NCBI's taxonomy places the organism in Eukaryota, Dinophyceae, Suessiales, Symbiodiniaceae.
AUGGAGAAGAAAGGGCCGACUGUGCAGCAGAUAGUACCGGUGGCAGGACUUGCGCUUGUUUGGGCAGCCUGCGCCAAGCCAAUCGGCUUCGUGGAAGGCGCAAGCGGCCGGGCGCCCACCAAGCUACCCGGCCAAAGUGCCGCCUCAUCCCUGCGCGGACUUCGAAGUCAAGCGCCUGAAAGCGGGGCAUCGCUGGGCACCUGGCCAGGGCUCGCCGUGGGGUUUUCGGGGCUUGGCCUUGCUGCUGCGGUGGCCCGAGCCGGGGCCUUGCGCUCACGCCGGCAUCGCAGCGCCAACGUGUCGCGGCGCUUCUUCGGAAACCUCUUUGGCCCCGAGGAGGAGGUCGACCCAGAGGAUCCCGGCAGGGUGGCCGUAUGCAAGGAGUACCAGACGAUGUCCGGAGACAGGGUUGCGGCAGAGCAGUCGGACUUCGGAUGGGCCGUGGUAUCCCAGCACGAUGCCUCGGAGCAGGAUGACUACUGGCUCGGAACCCCGCCAGGGCCCAUCAAGCAGGAGUGGCGUGAGCUGCGGCUGGCGAAGAGCGCGGCUGAACCGCCGGGCGUGUCCGAGGGCACUGGUCAGAGCGUGGUGAAGGUGUCCCUGUGCGAAGGGGAGGCGCCGCAACAGGUUCCCUAUUGCAUGGCCCUGGGCUAUACCAAGAGCAUGUGUGCGGCCGCGAUGACCGGGGCGCAUCUACAGGGCGCCUUGCCACUCGACGGUGAGCUUCCGGCGAUGCGGGCGCUGGUCAUCGGGCUCGGGGCCGGAUCUAUGCCGCUCUGGCUGCAGCACACCUUCCCCGAGAUGACAGUGGAUGCCUUGGAGAUCGACCCGGCAGUGGUCAAGGUGGCAACGGAUGCCAUGGGCUUCCCCAAGGGUGCAAUCCGCGAUGCAGCCUCGGCCGAGGAGGCUGCCAAAGAUGCAGUCUCAUCCCAAGGAGGUCUCCGUGUCUACAGCAUUCCGGGCGAGGACUUCGUCGAAGCCCUGGCGGCCACCGGCGAAACGUACCAGUACGAUAUGGUCUUCGUCGAUGCCUUUGACAAGAGCGGCAAGGUGCCCCCCGUCCUGGUGGAACCGGACGGCACUUUCUUACAAAGCCUGAGCAAAGUGCUGAAGCCAGAUGCCACCAUCAUCAUGAACCUGCUGGUCGGGAUGACAGGCACGGGAAGCUCCGGGGGACCUAAAGAGAUCGAGGCCAUGGUGUCGGCAAUCCACGGGACCUGCUGCAGCGACAGCUCCGAGGUCUUCACGAUCCGUACCCCGAUCAACGAAAGCAGCGGGAACCAACUCUAUGGUUUUCUGCGGGCAGGCCGCCCGGCGAAGGCCGGGGCGCUGAAAGAGGCACUGGCGGCCAGCGCCGAGGCAGUGAAUGCUGACUUCCCGGCCGACUCGCUUGGGGAAAAGAUCCGCUUCGGCUUCGCUCGCAGGGUGGUUUUCGCCUAUCAAGACUGGCCGAAGGUGUAG